AUGAGGCUAGAGGGAUUGGGGAGAGAUAGAGGGACGGAAAAAGUGUGUGAGGAGGGGGAGGUGAUUGGGGUGGAGGGGGAGGUGAUUGGGGUGGAGGGGGAGGUGAUUGGGGUGGAGGGGGAGGUGAUUGGGGUGGAGGGGGAGGUGAUUGGGGUGGAGGGGGAGGUGAUUGGGGUGGAGGGGGAGGUGAUUGGGGUGGAGGGGGAGGUGAUUGGGGUGGAGGGGGAGGUGAUUGGGGUGGAGGGGGAGGUGAUUGGGGUGGAAGGGGAGGUGAUUGGGGUGGAGGGGGAGGUGAUUGGGGUGGAGGGGGAGGUGAUUGGGGUGGAGGGGGAGGUGAUUGGGGUGGAGGGGGAGGUGAUUGGGGUGGAGGGGGAGGUGAUUGGGGUGGAGGGGGAGGUGAUUGGGGUGGAGGGGGAGGUGAUUGGGGUGGAGGGGGAGGUGAUUGGGGUGGAGGGGGAGGUGAUUGGGGUGGAGGGGGAGGUGAUUGGGGUGGAGGGGGAGGUGAUUGGGGUGGAGGGGGAGGUGAUUGGGGUGGAGGGGGAGGUGAUUGGGGUGGAGGGGGAGGUGAUUGGGGUGGAGGGGGAGGUGAUUGGGGUGGAGGGGGAGGUGAUUGGGGUGGAGGGGGAGGUGAUUGGGGUGGAGGGGGAGGUGAUUGGGGUGGAGGGGGAGGUGAUUGGGGUGGAGGGGGAGGUGAUUGGGGUGGAGGGGGAGGUGAUUGGGGUGGAGGGGGAGGUGAUUGGGGUGGAGGGGGAGGUGAUUGGGGUGGAGGGGGAGGUGAUUGGGGUGGAGGGGGAGGUGAUUGGGGUGGAGGGGGAGGUGAUUGGGGUGGAGGGGGAGGUGAUUGGGGUGGAGGGGGAGGUGAUUGGGGUGGAAGGGGAGGUGAUUGGGGUGGAGGGGGAGGUGAUUGGGGUGGAGGGGGAGGUGAUUGGGGUGGAGGGGGAGGUGAUUGGGGUGGAGGGGGAGGUGAUUGGGGUGGAGGGGGAGGUGAUUGGGGUGGAGGGGGAGGGGGAGGUGAUUGGGGUGGAGGGGGAGGUGAUUGGGGUGGAGGGGGAGGUGAUUGGGGUGGAGGGGGAGGUGAUUGGGGUGGAAGGGGAGGUGAUUGGGGUGGAGGGGGAGGUGAUUGGGGUGGAGGGGGAGGUGAUUGGGGUGGAGGGGGAGGUGAUUGGGGUGGAGGGGGAGGUGAUUGGGGUGGAGGGGGAGGUGAUUGGGGUGGAGGGGGAGGUGAUUGGGGUGGAAGGGGAGGUGAUUGGGGUGGAGGGGGAGGUGAUUGGGGUGGAGGGGGAGGUGAUUGGGGUGGAGGGGGAGGUGAUUGGGGUGGAGGGGGAGGUGAUUGGGGUGGAGGGGGAGGUGAUUGGGGUGGAAGGGGAGGUGAUUGGGGUGGAGGGGGAGGUGAUUGGGGUGGAGGGGGAGGUGAUUGGGGUGGAGGGGGAGGUGAUUGGGGUGGAGGGGGAGGUGAUUGGGGUGGAGGGGGAGGUGAUUGGGGUGGAAGGGGAGGUGAUUGGGGUGGAGGGGGAGGUGAUUGGGGUGGAGGGGGAGGUGAUUGGGGUGGAGGGGGAGGUGAUUGGGGUGGAGGGGGAGGUGAUUGGGGUGGAGGGGCAAGACUGUGACAGGCAGAUGCAGGGGUAA
Messenger RNA from Closterium sp. NIES-65, 1626 nucleotides. NCBI's taxonomy places the organism in Eukaryota, Viridiplantae, Streptophyta, Zygnematophyceae, Desmidiales, Closteriaceae. The record is from the annotation of a GenBank genome assembly.